AAACAAAAUUACGCAAUUUUCUAAGCUGCACAGCAUUAACAACAAUAACAGCAUCAAUAGCAAUAACAAAAGCCGCAAAAUGUUGCGUCAAACUUCAACACAGAGCAAUCGUUUCGCCCAUUGCUGUGGAUGGAUGCAAGUCUUCCUACUACUGACACUCUACGUGAUUGGUAAUCAAAGUGCCUGGCAGGAGAACAUACGACCAAAACUCUAUGUGGAAUUAGGUCCCGAAGAUAUACUAAAAUUUCAGGGCAAUGAAAGUGCCGUGGAUCACUUCAAGCUUGUCACCAAGGAUGGCAACAGCCUGCUCAUCGGUGCCAGAAAUACAGUAUUUAAUUUAAGUAUCCAUGAUCUCGCUGAGCAGCAACGUCUCCUGUGGACGUCGCCGGAGGAUGACACCAAAAUGUGUCUCGUCAAGGGCAAGGAUGAGGAGGCCUGUCAGAAUUAUAUACGCAUCAUGGUGGUGCCCUCGCCGGGUCGCCUGUUCGUUUGUGGCACGAACUCAUUCCGGCCGAUGUGCAACACUUACAUCAUCAACGACAGCAACUAUACGCUGGAGGCAACCAAAAAUGGCCAGGCUGUGUGUCCCUACGAUCCGCGACACAAUUCAACGUCCGUUCUGGCGGACAACGAAUUAUAUUCGGGUACGGUGGCCGACUUCAGUGGCAGUGAUCCGAUUAUCUAUCGAGAGCCCCUGCAAACGGAGCAAUAUGAUAGCCUAAGUCUCAAUGCGCCAAAUUUCGUGAGCUCAUUUACACAAGGAGACUUCGUUUAUUUCUUCUUCCGCGAAACGGCCGUCGAGUUUAUCAAUUGUGGCAAGGCGAUUUACUCGCGGGUCGCACGUGUCUGCAAAUGGGACAAGGGCGGCCCCCAUCGCUUUCGCAAUCGCUGGACGUCGUUCCUGAAGUCCCGCCUAAAUUGCUCCAUACCUGGCGACUAUCCAUUCUACUUCAAUGAGAUUCAAUCCGCCAGCAAUCUGGUCGAGGGACAGUACGGUUCCAUGAACUCCAAAUUGAUUUAUGGCGUUUUUAAUACGCCAACAAAUUCGAUUCCCGGCUCAGCGGUGUGUGCGUUCGCAUUGCAGGACAUUGCGGAUACAUUCGAGGGGCAAUUCAAGGAGCAGAGUGGCAUUAACUCCAACUGGCUGCCAGUGAACAACGCCAAGGUGCCCGAACCGCGUCCCGGCGCCUGUCACAAUGAUUCACGAACACUUCCGGAUCCGACAUUAAAUUUCAUCAAAACACAUUCGCUAAUGGACGAGAACGUGCCGGCAUUUUUCGGUCAACCGAUUCUGGUGCGGACCAGCACAAUUUAUCGCUUCACACAAAUCGCUGUCGAUGCACAAAUCAAAACACCUGGCGGGAAGACAUACGAUGUGAUUUUUGUUGGCACAGACCAUGGCAAAAUCAUCAAAUCCGUGAAUGCCGAAUCAGCGGACUCUGCCGAAAAGGUAACCUCGGUGGUCAUCGAGGAAAUCGAUGUGCUGCCCAAAAGUGAACCCAUCCGUAAUUUGGAAAUUGUGCGGACUAUGCAGUACGAUCAACCCAAAGAUGGCAGCUACGACGACGGCAAAUUAAUCAUUGUCACCGAUAGUCAAGUGAUAGCCAUACAAUUGCAUCGAUGUCACAACGACAAAAUCACCAGCUGCAGCGAGUGCGUCGCACUGCAGGAUCCAUAUUGUGCCUGGGACAAAAUUGCCGGCAAGUGUCGCUCCCAUGGCGCACCACGCUGGCUGGAGGAGAACUACUUCUAUCAGAAUGUGGCGACCGGUCAACAUGCCGCGUGCCCCUCGGGCAAAAUAAAUUCAAAGGAUGCCAAUGUGGGCGAACAGAAGGGUUUCCGCAACGACAUGGAUCUAUUGGACUCCCGUCGCCAGAGCAAAGAUCAAGAAAUCAUUGAUAAUAUUGAUAAAAACUUUGAGGGUCCACAAAUUUCCGCAGAUAUUAUCAAUGCCCAAUACACCGUGGAAACCCUCGUAAUGGCGGUGCUAGCCGGCUCGAUAUUCUCGCUCCUAGUGGGCUUCUUUACAGGCUACUUUUGCGGCCGGCGCUGCCACAAGGAUGAGGAUGAUAAUUUGCCGUAUCCGGAUACGGAAUACGAGUACUUCGAACAGAGGCAGAACGUCAAUAGUUUUCCCUCGUCGUGCCGCAUACAGCAGGAGCCUAAGCUGCUGCCCCAGGUGGAGGAGGUGACAUAUGCAGAGCCGGUGCUGUUGCCACAACCACCGCCACAGAACAAAAUGCACUCUCCCAAGAAUACGCUGCGCAAGCCGCCAAUGCAUCAAAUGCAUCAGGGCCCCAACUCGGAGACCCUCUUCCAGUUCCAGCCCGACGGCUACAACACCCAGCAACCAUAUCGUGGACGCGACAACUUUGGAACGUUGCGUUCACACCAGGUGAUGGGCGACAACUAUAGACGCGGUGAUGGCUUUUCGACCACCCGCAGCGUCAAGAAGGCUGUAAACAACACAAACACACGUAACAGAAGUCUUGGUCGCGCAAGAAGACAGCCGCCCCGUCAUGGUAUUGUAACUCAACAUCGUUCGAAUAGUCCUCAACAACAACAACAACAGCAGCAGCAGCAACAGCAGCCACACUCCAGCUCUGGCUCGUCGCCGGUGAUGUCGAAUAGUAGUUCCAGUCCAGCGCCACCAUCCAGCAGUCCCAGUCCGCAGGAGAGCCCCAAGAAUUGCAGCUACAUUUAUCGUGAUUGAUUGAUAUGUAACACCAAAUCGAUGCCACUAAUCAAGGCGAUGCCAACGCCAACGCCAACAGCUGCAGCAACAACAGCAACAGCAACAACAACAACAAUAAUAGCAACGGAUUCGGGCAACGGAAAGCAACAGCAACAACAAGAGCAGCAUCAGCAGCAGCAACAGAGACACCAAUACAAGCCAAUGGCCAAAUCCAUGCCAGUGACGCCAAUACAGCCGCAAUCGCCGAUGGAUGAACUGAGCGCGGGCGCACAUUUCAUCAUGCAGCGCUCGCCAUCGUAUGAGCUUUACGAGCAGCACCAACAACACCAACAACAACAACACCAACAACACGCGCCCUUUCGCCACGCACACUCCGACGCCACAUUUCACUUUGACCAUUUUGCGAAUGACAAAGACGAUGAUGACGGUGGUGGUGGUGGUGGUGAUGAUGAUGAUGAUGAUGAUGUCGACGACGACGACGAUGACGACGAUGACGAUAUUGAGGACGAUGAGGAGGAGACAUCAUCAUUGGCCAUGAUUACUCCGCCGCCCCCCUACGAUACGCCCCACUUGACAGGAGCAAUGGCAACAAAAACAACAGCAGCACCACCUCUGCCGCCACCCCGAAAAUUUCGCUUUGGCAACCGCGAGCUAUUCAGCAUGAGCCCGGCGACCCCCAGCAGUGGGUGCGGCUCCCAUCUGGCCAGCGUCAUCACACCAACAAAGCUGAGUGCCGCAGCGGCGGCGGUCUUCUCCACGCCCCAAAUGGCGCAACUGAAUCGCAAGUGGGCGCAUUUGCAGCGAAAGCGGCGACGACGUAGCAGCAGCUCCGGGGACUCGAAGGAGCUCGACAAAUUGGUGCUGCAAUCGGUCGACUGGGAUGAGAAUGAAAUGUACUAAGUGUAGGGCUUAUUGUUGCACCCUGUUGCCGCCAGUGCUUUAUAGAGGAACUCGGCAAUACACACACUCUGAUUAACAUUUAAUUGUAGUAACAUAAAGACAUAGAAACCACUAAGCGUAUGUGACGAAAAUUGUACUUUCUGUAAAUUAAAUUAGCCUGCGAUACAUACACAGAACAUACGAAUAGUACAGACAGACAAACAGUUUUAUAGCCGUACCGUUUAGAGUUCAGACUUUUCGUUUUCAAUUUUAGAUGCAACUUUACAUGAUGGUUAGAAACUUAUUGAACGCAAUUACAUUUUUAGGCGUAUGCUCCGAAUGGGGACGACAGAGCUGGACUUGCCAGUAGUAUUCGAAAGCCGACACAUACUCGGACGAUCUGAGAUACUAGUUUUUAACCAAAAAGUGAACUUAUUUGAAGAAGAAGAAGGGCAAGACAUGUUGGAGAAAUUGUUUUCAAGCACUUGCAAUUUAGUUUCAAGCAUUAAAGCAUCUCUUUCCCUAGCUGUACAUAUGAAAUAACCGAGUUCGACUCGGCCAAAAAUAAAUUUGAUUUCUAGUACAUUUAUCAGGCUUAGACUUCAGUAUUCUAUAUCUGCUUCAAAGAUAGCUUUCAAACAUCAUCUCCUCAUUUAAAGGUAUGACAAAUCAGAGAACAGCCUCUUUGUCGUCCCCAUUCGAAGGCAUACCGAACAUACAGCAAAUACAAAUUGACACACCUUUUUCUGAUAUACACUACAGAUAUACAUACAUACAUAUGUAUGUAUGUUUGUAUUUGCGCAUAGCUAGUUAGACGCAACAAAAAUUAAUUGAAUUAACAUAGUUUGCAUUUUUUAAGAUCAAUAGAUCAAUACAAAUUUAUGAUAAACCUACACAACCGCAAGACGAGGAAGCCAGCAUGCGAAAUACAAGUAUGAUGAGAAUUAUAUAUAAAUUUAUACAGUUAUAUAUAUAUAUAGAACCCAUAUACAUAAUUGCAGAGCUGCUUAGUAUAUAGAGACAUACGAUAUAUAUAUAGUUUGUACGAAAAACACUCAGAAUGCUAUGCCUAGAACAGAAAACAAUCUUGUUAAUUUAAAAUCGGAGGUAGAGCGGAUCUGGACAAAGGAAAUACUCGUAAAAGAUACAUAUAUUAGGAAUGUACAUUUUGAAAUACAAGUAAAAGGAAUACAACUGUUAGGGAUUUCCAAAUGCAAUUUGUAAAUAUUAAUUAUUAAAUUAGAAACCAAAAAUGUAAUACACAACAUAAUGAAGAAACAUUUAGAGUGAAAGGCGUACACGUUUUUGCAUUUAAAGCAACACAAAUAGAAGAAAUAUACAUACACGAGAUAAAGGAAAAGGAAAACAUAUAAACGAAACGCUUAUUACUGAUUUACAACAAAAGAAAAGUUGAUUUAAUAAAUACCAAAACCGUAGCAACAAAUUAGAAUUAAGGACAGCUUAAUUACUACUUAUAUCCGCAGAUGGCUCACAUCAGGCGACUGAUUGGGUUCUCAUUCGAAAAUAGAUGUGUAUCGGAAACAGAAUCCUCACAGAUAAUGGCUUUUCAAUUAUUAUUGAUCGCGAUGUCGCAUAAUCAGUUUACAAUCUUUCCUUUGAGCUGUGAGCAAGUGAACUGCCAAAUGCUCUUGAAAAACGAUGCGAAUAGGAACUUUUCCGACAUCCAGGCUUAUCGGGACGAUAAUGAAGUAAAGAGCAUACACAAGAAACACUCAAGGCUUGUUUGCAAAUACCUCCACAGAGUAAAUCAUACUCGAUCAUAAAUCAUACUAGAUAUGUCAUAGACUUGUCAAUCAUUUCAAACAGUUGAAUAUAGUAGGUGUUUGUAUCUUGUGUUCCGGGAUCCUACCUUGAUAUCGAAACAGAAUUCGAACAGCACGCAUCCUCUAGAAGAUAUACUUGUAAUUAGUAGCAGCUUUUGAUUAACUCUUCCAUACUCUCUAUUACUACUACAUGUAUCCAUCUCAACUUACAUUCACACACCUAGGCACACACACACACCCCUUCACCCACACAGUGUCCAUUUAGGAUUUAGUGUUAUUCAGUCAAUUUGUUUUGCAGGCUCGUGCUUCACAUUAUUUACCAUAGAUUAGCAUACUACUCGUAUAUAGCUGUGCUUCGGGAGAUGCUGCACCCCUGCUUUGUAAUGAAUAGUAGUAGUGAAUACUGAUAAGUGACUUAGAGUUGUAUAAAUUGUACAGAUUAUACACCACGCAGAAGAAGAAUGUAACUGUAAACUCUGUACAUAUGUAUGUGCGAUAUGUGCCAUAAUUAGUAGAGUGCAAACGAAUCAAGAGAAAAGUUCUAAUUGGCGCACUUUUUGAUUGGAUGCUUGAAAUCAAACAUGUGAUUUGGUACAAACAUUUUACGAAAUUCAUCAGAGAACAAUUUAUUUUAAAAGUAUUAACUAAAUUGCGUUGGCUCUUUAAACUCACAACUUAGUUGCCAAUGGGAUCUGUAAAAAGAACAAAAGACAAGUUGUAUAUAUAAGUAGUGCAGAUGCCAGCAGAGGAGUACCCUAACCAGACCCUAGCAGAACACGCCCCAUUCUUCAUUUAUUGCUUUUGAUUCUAAAAACCAAGUAAGAGCAUUUUGUAAUGUGAUCGAUCAGAACAUAAAUGGAUGCAAAGAAGAAUGAAACCUUUCCAACAUUUAACAGUAGAUCAGCGCUAUUUGUAGACUCGUUUCUCUUGAAUAGGCCUAGCUUAGAAGCUUAGAAUAAACCCGUAUUUUGUAUAAAGUCUACUAAGAGAACAAACUGCAGAAAUGCAGAG
Messenger RNA from Scaptodrosophila lebanonensis, 6369 nucleotides. RefSeq names its product semaphorin-1A (gene Sema1a). Gene Ontology annotation, biological process: negative chemotaxis; positive regulation of cell migration; axon guidance. The transcript is spliced from 20 exons. Lineage: Eukaryota; Metazoa; Arthropoda; Insecta; Diptera; Drosophilidae. Gene Ontology annotation, molecular function: semaphorin receptor binding; chemorepellent activity. The record is from RefSeq and is a predicted model, not a curated record.